Messenger RNA from Drosophila ficusphila, 998 nucleotides. RefSeq lists its product as uncharacterized. NCBI's taxonomy places the organism in Eukaryota, Metazoa, Arthropoda, Insecta, Diptera, Drosophilidae. The record is from RefSeq and is a predicted model, not a curated record. The transcript has 2 exons. The coding region runs from base 106 to 294 and encodes 62 amino acids.
GGAGCUGGGACGCACCGCGCAAAUCCGAUCCUCCAGAGUCCAGAGUCCAGAUUUUCGAUUCCAGAGAAGUCGAGGCUAGCGAGAGGACCUACACUCGGCGAAAAGAUGUGCGACUGCGGCUGCUACUCGUACUGUCUGCACGACAGCUCCUGCUACAGCCACUACCACUCGCACUCGCACUUGCAUUCGCACCACUGCUGCGCGGGCUACAAGUAUCUCAAGUGCCUCUGCCGCUACUACCGCCAUGGGCACUGCACCUGCUCCUGCUGGCGGAGGAAGUGCUACCUGCUCUAAGGAGGACUCCUGGCGAUGCGGCGGACGACGCGGGGAUCGGGAUCUGGAUCCAGACGAGGCACACGACACCACACAAAUCACAACUCAAACAGCGCAAAUCACCAAAGAAAUCACACGAUAAAGUCCUUUAAGCAGUUGCAUAACACUUGGCUGCAUCCAAUCGAGCAGGAGUGAAAAGUGGAAAGUGGAAAAUGGAAAAUGGUGAGGGCAUGUGAGAAUCCGAGGGACGAGAAGGGAGAGCGGGGAGAGGGGAGAGAGACCAAACAACUAGCGUGCAUACGGGUCGUAUGUGCAACGUUUUCAGUUGUCGCGUGAGUGAGCCUGCGUGUGUGUGCGUGUGCGUGUGCCUGCGCCUGUGUGUGUGUGAAAAUGGUUCAAGGAUGCGGCCAACACUGUUAUCGACUGCGUUUUGCAUUUUGCAUUUUGCAUCUGCAAAGUCCCCAUUCACACCGAACACACACACUUAAUCCAGUGAAGCAACUCGAAUUAGUGCGUAAGUUUUACUUUACACCCCACAAACACCCACACACCCACCCACACACACUCGAUUUACACACCCAACUCCACAUCGUUGUCGAACUAAAUACAUCCAAUGUUAGAGCGUAGUGCGUAUCGAUCGACGUUCGAGGAAUUCGCCAUAUUUGUAACGUUUCCAAUCCAAAAACAAUCCAGAAAUAAAGUUUUACUCCAACACCACAAACGAA